AUGGCUUCGAAUGCCACAAUCAAGGCCAUUGAGUCCAGCGCUGUGCACCAGAUCCAGUCGGGCCAGGUCAUCGUUGACCUCUGCUCCGUGGCAAAAGAGCUCGUCGAAAACAGCGUCGAUGCCGGAGCAACCGCAAUCGAAGUUCGCUUCAAGAAUCAGGGCCUCGACUCGAUCGAAGUGCAAGACAACGGCUCUGGGAUUGCACCCCACAACUACGAGUCCAUUGCCUUGAAACACUACACAUCCAAGCUCUCCAGCUACGAUGACCUCUCGACGCUGCAUACCUUUGGCUUCAGAGGCGAGGCCUUGUCGUCGCUCUGUGCCCUGUCGCGCUUCUCGGUUGUGACUUGCACCCAAGCCGAGGUGCCACGAGCAACACGGAUCGAGUUCGAGACGUCUGGGAGACUUAAGAGCACCAGCGUUGUCUCAGGACAGAGAGGCACGACCGUCAUCGUCGAGGACCUGUUCCGCAAUCUGCCCGUCCGCCGUCGCGAGCUUGAGCGAAACAUCAAGCGAGAAUGGGGCAAAGUGAUUAGUUUGCUCGGCCAGUAUGCAUGUGUGCAGACGGGCGUCAAGUUCACCGUCUCGCAGCAGCCCACCAAGGGCAAGCGGAUGAUUAUGUUCUCGACCAGGGGAAACCCGACGACGCGCGAGAACAUUAUCAAUGUGUUUGGUGUAAAAACCAUGAACGCAUUGAUCACCAUGGACCUCAAACUGGAAUUGAUACCCUCCACCGGACCUCUUAAUAAGGGGAAGGCACGGGCAGACGGCAGUGCUGCCGAGGUUCGCAUCCUCGGACACAUAUCCCGACCAGCUCACGGUGAGGGCCGGCAGACUCCAGACAGACAAAUGUUCUACGUCAAUGGGAGGCCCUGUGCCCUGCCUCAGUUUGCCAAGGUAUUCAACGAGGUGUAUCGAUCUUACAAUGCUUCCCAGUCUCCGUUCAUCUUUGCCGACAUCCAGCUCGACACACAUCUCUACGAUGUCAACGUCAGCCCGGACAAGCGAACGAUUUUACUGCAUGACCAGGGACAGAUGCUUGAUAACCUGAGGGACGCUUUGAUUGAACUCUUUGAAACUCAGGAUGUAACAAUCCCAAUGUCCCACACUCAAGUCCCGAAGCAACCUCCGUCCAAGUCGCCCGUAGCCACCCAUUCAGAUACGCCCAUCUCGGUCAAGGCCAAGGGUAGCAGGAUUGACGCUGUGGAGACACAGCACAACCCCGAAAGGAGCGACGGUGAAAGUGGCCUUGAUGUUGCCAGCGAGCAUCAAGAAGACCAUGAGAUGCCAAGUACUAAGAGGAAAGCGCAAACCGGUAGAGCUAGCUUGGCACCGUCAAGGGCCCAAACUUCUACAUUAUUAUCCCGUUGGAUUCGGAGGGACACGGAUGCUAGUACCUCUCCCAAGACCGAGAGCUCUAACAUACAGAAAUCAACAGAGACUACCUCAGCAUUGGAGUUGCCAGCUAUUUCGGCGUCUGAAGGGAAGGACAGUUCGCAAGAAGAUAAUGUGAUCGAAGAGCAAGAAUCCUCGAAAGAGGAUGAGGACGCAGACGAACACGACAAGCCGGGAAUCCGUGCGGAGGACCUUGGUACGCGGUUUUCAAAAGCGCAGACCGAAACAGAAGAGGUCCCGGAGGACACAGAGACUGGGCAUAUUAGCUACAGCAUGCCGGUAGAAACGGAUGAACCUGAGCCCCCGGUUCAAGCCAUUGUUCCCCCAUCCCAACCGCCAGCGCCGCGGUCCAUCAUCCCAGGUACUACCCGGCCUUUCAAACGCUCUAGCCAAGAGGUAGCGACCAUCACCAUUGGCGAUCACACGGUUACAAGUAUCAUUGGAACCGCCAGCAAGCGGCCAAGAGUGGGUGAGGCAUCCAACACUGCCAAACCGAAGGUGGCCGGCAGAGCAGGGCAGCAAAAUGCACCUUUGCCAUCUUUUGGCGGACGCCUCUCUCAGCUUUUCUCGGCGUCGGCGCGUCCUGAGGAAGGGCAUGCAGAGAGCAUUACCCUGACAGCUAGGGAUGCUGGGACGGAGGAUAUAGAGUCGAUCGCAGAGGAAGAUGAUGCAGACGAGGAUGCCAUGUUUGUAUCUCCGGCGGAUGAUGGAGGGGUCGGUCAUGACGAGGAGGAUGGUGACGAUGGAGGUAGUGAGGAUGAGGAUUUUGACGGGGACCGAAAUUCUGGAACCCAACUACCGACUGCAAGACUGUCCGAGGUUCCAGAAGCCGCGAGCGAAGUUGAUAGCCCCUUAGAGCCGACCGAGCUCUCUCCAUCCUACCAGGGGGACAGCCUUGAAGAUGAUGAGACAUACCUUGAUGAGGAUGAAAAGAAAGCCCAGGAAGACGAAAAGGUUCAGGGAAUGAUAGACGCAGCCGAGGCGGCUGCGAGGGAACUGACGGAAGAAGGCGAAAAGCGCUCAAAACUGUUCCUCAAGGGGCGAUCAAAGCGAAAAGAAAUGACUCUCAAUCUCAUGCAGCAAGUCUCGACGAGCCGAGAUGAAAUACAGCAGCGGAUUGCUGCGCUCGAAGAUUCGCUGCCACGAGGGCAGUCCAAGACUCCGAUAGACAGGGACUCUGACGACCUGGAAGCAGUCGAUGCCGAAGAGAAGCUCUCCCUGAAGAUCUCCAAAUCGGACUUUGCGAAGAUGAGAAUUGUUGGCCAAUUCAACCUGGGCUUCAUCCUCGCCGUCCGCGAGGCCGCAGUCUCCACGUCACAAGCCGCUGCGGCUGAUGGCAACGUCGGCGAUGACGACGACGAGCUCUUCAUAAUCGAUCAACACGCAUCUGACGAAAAGUAUAAUUUUGAACGUCUCCAGGCGACGACAACAGUCCAAUCCCAGCGUCUUGUGCAGCCCAAAACACUAGAGCUGACAGCCCUUGAGGAAGAAAUCCUGCUCGAACACUUGCCCGCCCUGGAGCGCAACGGCUUCCUGGUCCGCGUCGACACGUCGGGCGCCCAGCCCGUCGGAUCCCGGUGCCAGCUGCUGAGCUUGCCGCUGAGCAGGGAGACCACUUUCUCCCUGUCGGACCUGGAGGAGCUCAUCUUUUUGCUCGCUGAAAACCCGACGUCGAGCGCGACCACGAUCCCGCGGCCGUCCAAAGUGCGCAAGAUGUUCGCCAUGCGCGCGUGCAGGAGCAGCAUCAUGAUUGGCAAGGCGCUCUCGCGGCGGCAGAUGGAGAAGGUGGUGCGCCACAUGGGGGAGAUGGAGAAGCCGUGGAAUUGUCCGCACGGCAGGCCGACCAUGAGGCACCUCUGCGGCCUGGGCGGGGUUUGGGGGGACAGGCUGUGGACGGAGGGUGAGCAUCGAGAGGAGGGGGUGGACUGGGCUGCGUGGGUUCAGGAGAAGAGAGGGGGUGAUUAG
Molecule: messenger RNA, 3360 nt
Organism: Canariomyces notabilis
Lineage: Eukaryota; Fungi; Ascomycota; Sordariomycetes; Sordariales; Chaetomiaceae
Exons: 2
Coding region: 1-3360 (1119 amino acids)
Biological process (GO): mismatch repair
Cellular component (GO): MutLalpha complex
Molecular function (GO): ATP binding; ATP hydrolysis activity; ATP-dependent DNA damage sensor activity
Source: RefSeq, a predicted model, not a curated record